Molecule: messenger RNA, 1362 nt
Organism: Serpula lacrymans var. lacrymans S7.9
Lineage: Eukaryota; Fungi; Basidiomycota; Agaricomycetes; Boletales; Serpulaceae
Exons: 18
Coding region: 1-1362 (453 amino acids)
Source: RefSeq, a predicted model, not a curated record
AUGAGAAAAAUACUCGUUGCCAAGUCCCAAAGUCUUCGCUCUCAGCAAGACUCAGCUGUUGAAGGUGAAGGCUUCACAUUUGAAGCUCUACAUUUCUCUUGGUACAACCGCCAUUGUACAAAAGGAAAUGACGCACCCAAUGAUAUUCCCCCUUUGAUGAUGAAGAGAAAGUAUGCCUCGAGAACAAAUUAUUUGCAGCUUAUCCCCUAUACGUCCAAGGAGAUUCAAGACCACGCUGACAUUGACCAGAGACUUAAAACAGUAUUUGCUGAUCUUUUUGAAUGGAUAAAUGAAAUACUUGCUACUUAUCUACCUGCUGAAUAUUUGGUACUCAGACAACAUGCUGAGUUACUCCCUGGUAACAAUGCCUCUGCUGUCUGCCCAUUCUUAGGUCUUGUGGUCAAUAUCAAUGUUUCAACCAAGGCUCACAGGGAUGCCAAGGACCAACUCUUUUGUCUAGUCAUACCACUGGAUGUUUACCAAUUGUUUGAUCCAGAGUUUGUCACUAAUUGUACUAGUGACAAGAUCUGGACAGAACAAAACUCAGGGGACCAACUGAUGAAGAAGUUGCAAGCAUCUGGAAAGGAUGCAAAUGCUGACAGGCUAGCAGUGUCAUCAUUGCAUACUGAUAUACAGAUUACUGCAUCACCAGCUGAAAGUGUCCGGUUGGUUAACAAUAAGCGUAAAAGGAAUAGCAAUAGUUCUCCUUCAUUAACACCUUCCAGAGAUUCCAAGGCCGUCAUCACUAGCUUUAGCCCCACCAGCUCCAGGCUGGCUAAAGCAGGACAUUCUCAAAUGUGUGUCAUUCUUUCUACUGUGAAAGGCUUCCCAGAUUUGGAGAAUGCAAGGAACGAGCAGAAAAAAAGUAGACUCAUUGAUUAUGUGUGGACGGCUGCAGCUCAGCUUAGAGGUGAAGUCAAACAAAAGGCUAGGAUACUCAUUCUCUCAGAAUACACCCUCAAAAACAAGCUUCCAGAGGAAGUACAUACUAUAAUGGAGUGGUUGUUGAGUAAUGGAAAAGGUGUCUUUACAUUUGGUGGUUUGGAUGUUUCUCAAAAACCUUUUGGACAUUGCAUCAUCAAGCUACUAGUUCAGGUUCAGUGGUUCCAUAAGAAGGGGGAGGGUGUCCUCUAUCCAAGUGAUUUCAAAGACUCACCUUUGCCAUUAAUUGCCUUGGCUGUUACAGCUGUCGAAAACUGUCUUCAUGAACUUGCAAAAGGUCUACAGGCCCAGAACAACACUCACAAGCACUACACCACACACAGCCAACAGCGUCACCCACAGUACCCGAAUGCACAAGAGGACAACUACUGGGAGGAUGAGGUUGAUUAUGCAGUGCUUGUAGAUUCAGCAUCCUUAUAA